Megalops cyprinoides (Indo-Pacific tarpon) is the source of this 1614-nucleotide messenger RNA. RefSeq names its product inositol polyphosphate 5-phosphatase K-like. Lineage: Eukaryota; Metazoa; Chordata; Actinopteri; Elopiformes; Megalopidae. The coding region runs from base 1 to 1614 and encodes 537 amino acids. Gene Ontology annotation, cellular component: ruffle; cytoplasm; endoplasmic reticulum. Gene Ontology annotation, molecular function: inositol bisphosphate phosphatase activity; phosphatidylinositol-4,5-bisphosphate 5-phosphatase activity; phosphatidylinositol-3,4,5-trisphosphate 5-phosphatase activity. The transcript has 12 exons. Gene Ontology annotation, biological process: phosphatidylinositol dephosphorylation; negative regulation of phosphatidylinositol 3-kinase/protein kinase B signal transduction; negative regulation of peptidyl-serine phosphorylation. The record is from RefSeq and is a predicted model, not a curated record.
AUGACCGCGGUGUUGGAGAACCCGAGCGGUUGGUCGUUGGAGGGACAUGCAGACAGCGUACCCGCCUGUGGCCCCCGUUCCGCUGCCAAGCACCUCGCCCUACGCAGUCGUCUCAUCCAGCUGCUCGGCUGCGUGGAGGACCUCGGCCCUGACAGCAGAGUCCGCGAGGCCGUGUCUCACACCCUCGACAAGGUCUUCCUGCUCCGAGGUCAGAGGAGCGGCUACGACAGGAGGGAGCAGUUCAGGCUACAUGUGGUUACAUGGAAUGUGGGUAAAGAGGAUCCUCCAAGUGACAUAAGCUCCCUACUUCAACUGAACUCACACAGGGCAGCAGACCUCUAUGUCAUUGGCCUGCAGGAGGUGAACUCCACCCCUCUGAGGUUGAUUAAGGACCUGGCCUUGGAGGACCCCUGGAGUCACACCCUCAUGGCUACCCUGUCAACACAUGGCUACGUGAAGAUGUCCUCCAUUCGCAUGCAGGGGCUCCUCUUGCUCGUCUUCAGCCAUCAGGCACACGUCCCCUUCAUUCGAGACAUCCAGGCAACCUUCACUCGUACAGGCAUCUUCGGUUAUUGGGGCAAUAAGGGAGGGGUGUCUGUUCGUCUGUCCUUCUACGGCCACACACUCUGCUUCCUGAACUGUCACCUGGCGGCCCACAUGAAGAACGCCAUACAGCGUGUUGAUGAGUUCGAGUACAUCCUGGACUCGCAGUCCUUCAGCGUGGACAACACGCCGCGCGUCCUUGACCAUGAGGUUGUGUUUUGGUUCGGAGAUCUAAACUUUUGCAUAGUGGACCACAGUGUGAACUCCCUGUGCUCUGCCAUCAACAAGAACCACUACAGCCAGCUGUGGGAGAAGGACCAGCUGAUGAUAAUGAAGAAGGAGGAGGUUUUCCUGCAGGAGUUUCAAGAGGGACCCCUGCAAUUUAAACCCACCUACAAAUUUGACCUGUUUUCUGAGAACUAUGACACCAGUGACAAGAGCAGGAAGCCAGCUUGGACCGAUAGAAUCCUUUGGAGGGUGAAGCCCAAAGCCUCCACCCAAAAGGAUGAGAAGAGUAAGGAGUUUGGGCAGGAGGGGAAUCAGAAAGAGUAUGUGAAGAACGAGGAAGAAUUUAAUGUGGUGGUGAAGCAGGAUACUUAUACUAGUAAUAUGGAGUAUGGCAUCAGCGAACAUAAGCCCGUCAUCAGCACCUUUAGUUUAGAGCUGAAGAAGAAGUAUGAGGUCCCGCUGGUCCAGGUGGGUGCAGAGGGGGAGUGGAGCGCAGAUUUUGAUGCCAUGGCAACCUACAGCACCCUGCAGCCCUUUCCCUUCAGCACCUGGGACUGGAUUGGCCUCUACAAGGUUGGAUUCAGAAAUGCCUCAGACUAUAUCACCUACACCUGGGUAAAGAAUGAUGAGAAUUCUUUCAGCAAUGAGGUCACACAGGUUUAUAUGAGCAAGGAGGAGAUCCCAGUUCAUGGUGGGGAGUGUGUGCUUUGUUACUACAGCAGAAACAUGCAGUGUAUUGUGGGCAUUAGUUCUCCCUUUAAGGUGCAUGAGUCAAAGGCAGCCAUUGAAGAGGGGUUAGUACCUGAGAACAUCAGUUGUUUGGACAAAGUUACUGCCAGCUAA